Molecule: messenger RNA, 5194 nt
Organism: Bombina bombina (fire-bellied toad)
Lineage: Eukaryota; Metazoa; Chordata; Amphibia; Anura; Bombinatoridae
Gene: SCUBE2
Product: signal peptide, CUB domain and EGF like domain containing 2
Exons: 23
Coding region: 1593-4595 (1000 amino acids)
Biological process (GO): signal transduction
Cellular component (GO): cell surface
Molecular function (GO): calcium ion binding
Source: RefSeq, a predicted model, not a curated record
UGAGACUGAGAGGAGGAGAUGGGAGCUUUACAGAAAAGGUAGCAGCAAGGGCUGAACACACAGACAGAAAGGGAGGAACAGACCGGUAGGGAAAAAGUAAAGUGAAAAAUUAAAAGUAACUUUAGGGGAAAACAGAGCUUAGAAGGGGAGAGAGGAAAUAAAUCAGGUUCCGCGUACUAAGGGAUUUCAUGAAGUGAGAGUGAGAUAACAACAAAUAGAGGGGCAGGGGAUAUGAUAAAUACAGGUUAUGAGAGAAGUUAUAGAGGAAGCUUAACGGUGGAGAGGACUUGAGGUGCAGGGUGAGGAGGUCCUGGGAUAAGGCUGCAGGAGGUGAGAGAGGGUGCGGAACGCUACAACUGUCCAGAGAGGACUCAGGAGGCGCACAGACCUGGCGGAGCACUCAGGGGCAUCUGUACAAACACUGAAGUGCGCGGGGCUCUCAGGAGCAAACUCUUUUCUGGAGCGUGAACUGUGUUGGAGAAUUUGAGCGCUCCCUAGCGGAGCAUAAGACCCCUCCUAAAAGACCUGAACUAGAGUGCCCUCUUCUGUUGGGAUAAGCCUGUUGUGUGCAAAAGGAGUGUCCCAUGUUGAAGGAGUGAAACUUGUCCCAAAGGUGCAUAUGCACUAAAUAGGAUACUCUCUGUUGAAAGGGGUGAAACUUAUCUUAGAGGUGCAGAAGGAGUAUACCCUUUGUUGUAAGAGUGAUACCAGCCCUAGAGGUGCAGAAGGAGUGUGCCCUUUUUUGGAAGCGUGAUACCACCCCUAGAGGUGCAGAAGGAGUGUGCCCUCUGUUGGAAAAGUGAUACCAGCCCUAGAGGUGCAGAAGGAGUGUGCCCUCUGUUGGAAGAGUGAUACCAGCCCUAGAGGUGCAGAAGGAGUGUGCCCUCUGUUGGAAGAGUGAUACCAGCCCUAGAGGUGCAGAAGGAGUGUGCCCUCUGUUGGAGGAGAGAUAUCAGCCCUAGAGGUGCAGAAGGAGUGUGCCCUCUGUUGGAAAAGUGAUACCUUCCCUAGAGGUGCAGAAGGAGUGUGCCCUCUGUUGGAGGAGUGAUACCAGCCCUAGAGGUGCAGAAGGAGUGUGCCCUCUGUUGGAAGAGUGAUACCAGCCGUAGAGGUGCAGAAGGAGUGUGCCCUCUGUUGGAAGAGUGAUACCAGCCCUAGAGGUGCAGAAGGAGUGUGCCCUCUGUUGGAGGAGAGAUAUCAGCCCUAGAGGUGCAGAAGGAGUGUGCCCUCUGUUGGAGGAGAGAUAUCAGCCCUAGAGGUGCAGAAGGAGUGUGCCCUCUGUUGGAAGAGUGAUACCAGCCCUAGAGGUGCAGAAGGAGUGUGCCCUCUGUUGGAGGAGAGAUAUCAGCCCUAGAGGUGCAGAAGGAGUGUGCCCUCUGUUGGAAGAGUGAUACCAGCCCUAGAGGUGCAGAAGGAGUGUGCCCUCUGUUGGAAGAGUGAUACCAGCCCUAGAGGGGGAGAAGGAGUGUGCCCUCUGUUGGAAGAGUGAUACCAGCCCUAGAGGUGCAGAAGGAGUGUGCCCUCUGUUGGAAGAGUGAUACCUUCCCUAUAGGUACCAGUGUAGGUGGAACACCUCACUCUGUUCUUUCAGUAUGGGGUCUUUGAUGGCUGCUCUGCAAGUACUUUUUAUUCUGUUUCCCCUAUGCACUGCUGCACACCCUUCAUCCCGUGCAAAUAAUGAUGUGGAUGAAUGUGCUGUGGGUACUGACGACUGCCAUAUUGACGCCAUAUGCCAAGACACUCCCACCUCGUACAAAUGCAUCUGCAAGGCUGGUUUCCAAGGCAAUGGCGUAAGAUGUGAAGACAUUGAUGAAUGUGAUAACGAAUACAAUGGAGACUGCGUCCAUGAGUGCUCCAACAUUCCUGGAAAUUAUCGCUGCACUUGUUAUGAUGGAUUCAAGCUGGCGAAUGAUGGUCAUAAUUGUUUAGAUGUGGACGAAUGUCUUGACAACAAUGGGGGCUGCCAGCAUAUCUGUGUCAACACCAUGGGAAGCUAUGAGUGUCGCUGUAAGGAAGGAUUUUUUCUCAGUGAUAAUCAGCACACUUGUAUUCACCGCUCUGAAGAAGGAUUAAGCUGCAUGAACAAGGAGCAUGGUUGUGCUCACAUCUGCAGAGAGUCUCCUAAAGGUGGGGUGUCUUGUGACUGCAGACCUGGCUUUGAGCUUGCAAAGAACCAAAGAGACUGCAUAUUGACGUGUAACCAUGGGAACGGAGCCUGCCAGCAUAUAUGCAAUGACACUGACAACGGGCCUGUUUGUGGAUGUCAUCUAAAGUAUAUGCUGAACAGCAAUGGCAAAACCUGUGAUGAGAAGGAUGAACCUGAGAACAACUCAACUUCUGUAGAUAUGGACAAGAGAGUAAAAAGGAGACUUGUAAUGGAAACCUGCGCAGUCAAUAAUGGUGGGUGUGACCGUACUUGCCGGGAUACUUCUACUGGUGUACGCUGCAGCUGCCCUAUGGGGUUUACUCUCCAGUUUGAUGGGAAGACUUGUAAAGAUAUUGACGAAUGCCAGAGCAACAAUGGAGGCUGUGACCAUUUCUGCAGAAAUACAGUUGGGAGCUUUGAUUGUAGCUGCAAAGCUGGUUACAAACUCUUAACCGAUGAGAAGUCCUGUCAAGAUAUUGAUGAAUGCUCCUUUGAACGAACAUGUGAUCACACCUGCAUCAAUCACCCAGGUUCCUAUACGUGCACUUGUGAGAAAGGAUACAUCCUUUAUGGUUUAACACAUUGUGGAGACAUUAAUGAAUGUAGCAUAAACAACGGGGGCUGCGAGCAGAUUUGUGUGAACACAAUAGGGGAUUUCAACUGUCAAUGUCAUUCCCGUUAUAGACUGCACUGGAACAAGAAAGAUUGUGUUGAAGUAGAGAGCUUCCUGCCAGACACUGCGCCACGAAAAGUUUUUCUGCGUUGUAUUAAGAAUGGUGGAAACGAAAGGUGUUUCUUAACCUGCCACUCUGAUAUCCAUUUUCUUCCCGGACUUCAGGACGCUUACGCCAUUUCUUGCGGAUCACCUGCCUUGCUUAAAACGAAACCUCUAAGAAAUGAGACAGUUGUUCAAGAGGUUGCAGUAAUUAAGACGUCAACAACGUUUCGGUUAAAUGAAGGCACUUGCAGAAUAAAAAAGUCAGAACUUCACCAAGAGCUACUUCAGCAGAAAAUAUCAGAUAAACAAAAUAUUGUGUAUGAGACUUUCAGCUUCGUAAACAUAACAUGCAAGAACAGAGACAGCGGAAAGAAGACAUCUGCCAGAGAGACAGUUAUUACAGUUGAAUUUGAGCUUCAAAUAAACCAUAAGGAGGUGACAGAGUCCUGCAGUUUCAGUUGUGUCAGGAGAAAAGCAGAGAAACGGCUCCGUAAGACAAUCAGGACCUUGAGGAAGGCUACCAACAAAGAGAACUUUCAUGUCCGUCUAUCUGGGAGGGACUUUGAAGUGACUAGAAAGAUGCCUAGGUUGCAAGAUUCUCAAGAUUCGUGUGGGGCAGGACAAAUACGAGUGGAGCAUAGAUGUGUUAGCUGUCAUGCUGGGACAUACUACGACGGAGAAAAGGAGCAAUGUGUUUUAUGCCCAAGUGGAACGUAUCAAAAUGAGGAAGGGCAAAUAACCUGUGAAAUUUGCCCAAGUCCUGAGAACCGAGACAGCCAAAAGAUUGCAGGGGCGCGGGAUAUAUCAGAAUGUGGAGGCCUCUGCCCACCUGGGCAAUACUCUUCAGAUGGUUUCAAACCAUGUGAACCUUGUGCUUUGGGAACAUACCAGCCAGACGCUGGACGCACUUCCUGUUUUUCUUGUGGAGGGGGGCUAACGACCAAACAAAACGGUGCUGCUGCAUUUCAAGAUUGUGAAACUAAAGUUCAGUGCUCACCUGGCCAUUCCUACAACACCACAACCCAUAGGUGCAUCAGAUGUGUGGUGGGAACCUACCAGCCAGAGUUCGGACAGAGCUACUGCAUUUCAUGUCCAGGCAACACCACUACAGACUUUGAUGGCUCAACCAACAUAACCCAGUGUAAAAACAGGCAUUGUGGAGGGGAGUUAGGAGAUUAUACUGGGUACAUCGAGUCCCCAAACUACCCUGGAAACUACCCUGCAAAUACAGAAUGCACUUGGAACAUAAAUCCACCUCCCAAAAGGCGUAUUUUAAUUGUGGUGCCAGAAAUAUUUUUACCUAUAGAAGACGAAUGUGGAGAUUACCUUGUGAUGAGAAAAAGCUCCUCGGCCAAUUCUGUGACAACGUAUGAGACCUGCCAGACGUACGAACGCCCAAUAGCUUUCACAUCCAGAUCUAAAAAGCUGUGGAUACAAUUUAGAUCAAACGAAGGAAACAGCGCCAAAGGAUUUCAAGUGCCGUAUGUCACAUAUGAUGAGGAUUACCAGGAGUUAAUAGAAGAUAUAGUGCGUGAUGGAAGAUUAUAUGCAUCCGAAAAUCAUCAAGAAAUUUUAAAGGAUAAGAAGCUCAUAAAAGCUCUGUUUGACGUCCUGGCCCAUCCUCAGAACUAUUUCAAAUACACAGCUCAGGAGUCCAGAGAGAUGUUCCCCAAAUCUUUCAUCCGACUGUUGCGUGCUAAGGUGUCCAGAUUUCUACGACCUUAUAAAUAAUAAUAUUUAUCUACAUAGGACUUUUUUAUAUAACCAUAAAAACGGAUUUCAGAUUGCGCCAUUCUUUUGCACAGAAUGAUCAGUCAUUAAGGGAAAAAGGAGUUGUAAUGUUACUUGCUUGCUUUGUAAAUAUGUCAAUGACAGACUUUUUAAGUUGUUUUCCAAGCAUGUUAGAUUUUUUUUUUUUUUUGCUGUGCUGCCUCAGCACCAGAAAUAAGCGAGAGCACAUUUACAGCGCAGUGUUUCGUAACGCUGAUUUGAUUCAUACCUGCUCUGCGGCAGAUACAUGCAGGAGACAGAAUAAUUUUGUACCAGAACAGUUUAGUGUAUAUGUAACUACGCUGAUGACAUUCACUAGUCUGUAAGUGGACUCCUUGUUUACACUUCUCUUCUAUAAACUGGAGCUGAAAUCUUCCAGAAAACCUUAUCAGUUUCACCACAUAUGAAAAAAAGCACAAACACGCUGAAGACUUCCUGCUGACAUUCGUUCUAAAUCCUUGUUCAGUUCAGCAAAUGUUAUUUUAUCAACAAAGAACACGUUAUGCAGUUCAACCAAUAUUCCUUUUUUAUUUAUUAAUAUAAAUCAGUAUUUUAAAAGA